GGCAGCUACGCUGGACAGAACCUUACAUUGACCGUGACCAUACGAAAGAGGACGGCGUUCUUGGUUCUCCAAGUCGUUGGAUUUGUCCUUUUUGUUCGUAUCUAUUUCAAGUUUCAAGUACACAUAACAGCCUGAAUAGCAGCAGUGUGGAGAAUCCAGCUGACCAGCCAUAUGAAGCCCCAUCUUGGCCUAUAAGGAGAGAACCCCUAGUGAUAGGACUCGGAGAUGACAUAGAACAGUUCGAGCCCCUCAUCAUGGCAGUGAAAAACCACCAACCGUUGAUCCCCGAGGCCUUACUGGAAAAGAUGCGGCACUACAAGUAUGACGAGACGCGGUCGGGUAGAAAGCCUAAGAUUACUAGUAAUUCUACAUACGUGACCAACGAUAACCAUAGCCAGCUAAAGAUGAUGUUUACAGUAGUACGGAAAUACGUGUCCAACUCGGAUGUGUUAUUCCACAAGCUGAGGGGAAUCAACAACGAUCAAUUAAAACAGAUUCUAGACGUGAUGCAAGCCUAUAGGAGUCAACCGGAGAAGGCGAUUAGGUAUCUAGGGACUAGAUUUGGUGUAGAGUUGAAGAUGAGACCAAGAGAGGAUAGCGUCAACUUGAGUGCCUUGAAGAAGCUACCGCAUCCGCCGUUAUAUGGUAGUACUGUGGAGGAAGCAAUGGUACCAGAGUUAAGAGUACAGAACAUGAAACAGUGCACUACGGAGAGGACCCGAGUGGCGUUUCCAAAACUUCACAAAGUUGCAGGGGACACUAUAAAGGGUAUGCUUCACCGUUUUGGCUACGAAAGGAACCUAACGUUCUUGUUGCCCAAACCGUUUCUAUCAAGUUGCACGUAUCCGUGGAACUUGUACCCCGGUACGAAUUAUCCACCCUCUAAAACGAAAAGCUUCGACAUCCUUACCUAUCACACAGUUUAUGAUAGCAAAAAGUUCGGCGAAAUUAUGCCUAAGGAUACAGUGUAUCUAGCAAUACUGAGAGAGCCUUUCAGUCAUUUCAAAUCUGUUUGGCAUUUUUACGGUUUGAGUAGUGAGUUUGGCAUUAUGUCAAAGGGUACUGAAGGUAUCACGACCUUUUUGCAAGAUCCUGAAAGAUAUGAUACUAAGUUUUACGUGGAGAAUAAGUCUUGUAGAGGGAAGAUACAACCCGUUUCUCUAACUCGCAACCCUCUUUCAGUAGAUCUAGGUCUACCACUAGAGCUAGCUACUAUUUAUAGACAGAAUGACUCCGAGAAAAACAAAGUUGCAGACAUGUUUAUACAGAAGAUAGAAUCAGAGUUUCCACUAGUGAUGAUCAUGGAACAUUUCGACGAAUCCUUGGUUCUCUUCAAACGCUUAAUGUGCUGGAGCCAUAAAGACAUUAUUUACAAGCGCAGAAAUUCUGGGAAGUACCUGUACAAAAGAGACGAUGUACCAGAGUAUCUAAGAGAAGUCCACAAGCAGUGGAGUCAUGUAGAUUACGCGCUAUACGAACAUUUCUACAAAGUCUUUCGAGACAAACUCCAAGAAGGUGGACAAGACUUAGCAGAGGAGAUCGAACACUUUAAGAAGAUACAGUUGCGAGUUUCUUAUUUCUGCGACCAGUUGAGUCACGGGGCUUGCGACGUUGGACACAGACUCGUCAUUGAGGCAAGCAAGUGGGAUAAGGAGUUUCACGUGGAUAAGGACUUCUGUCUACGUUUCGAAAGAGAGUUAAAAUGCGAGUAUGUCAUUGCUGCAGAACGGCAAGCAAGGGUAGAGCAUUGGCCCGUGCAUUAUAACAAGUACAAGGACACCUUCAUUGAGAACGAAAGCAGGGCAACUAUCCAGAAAAACUGUCUGUUCUGUGAAAGAACACAAUACGGCAUGUGUCUUUCAGUAGAUUACCUAAAUUACUUGGCGGCGGAUGGAAUUAUAUCGAAGGAAAAACUGAGGGAGUUAAGAACGAGAUAUUACCCUAAGUCCUAUAAUCUACAUUGUAAAGCAAAGUAGGUACAUGUUUCUGUAGUUCUUGAUAUCUAAUUUAAAGGUACCCAAAGAUUUCAUGACAGUACAACUGGAUUUUCAGUCAAUUUUCUGGUCGCCCUGAAAUUGCAUUGGAUAACUUUAGUACGAGUGUUCACGUUUGCGUUAUGCUAUCUGUCAAUGUCUAUUAUGUUAUCUGUUGCCUUAUCUUUUGAUAAUAUCUAUUCAUUCAAAUACCAGGCCAAAUACCUUGACCUCACGCGGGUCCCCAGACGUGAACUUUGGCCUUUGGGUGUGUCAUAAUGACUGCAACAAAAAUUCCAUAGAAGAAAUUUUAAAGAUUAAAUAUAAAAUCC
Branchiostoma belcheri (Belcher's lancelet) is the source of this 2305-nucleotide messenger RNA. Its product is annotated as galactosylceramide sulfotransferase-like. Gene Ontology annotation, molecular function: galactosylceramide sulfotransferase activity. The record is from RefSeq and is a predicted model, not a curated record. The transcript is spliced from 2 exons. Gene Ontology annotation, biological process: glycolipid biosynthetic process. The coding region runs from base 255 to 1976 and encodes 573 amino acids. NCBI's taxonomy places the organism in Eukaryota, Metazoa, Chordata, Leptocardii, Amphioxiformes, Branchiostomatidae. Gene Ontology annotation, cellular component: membrane.